Molecule: messenger RNA, 798 nt
Organism: Plasmodium gonderi
Lineage: Eukaryota; Apicomplexa; Aconoidasida; Haemosporida; Plasmodiidae
Product: 50S ribosomal protein L29
Exons: 1
Coding region: 1-798 (265 amino acids)
Source: RefSeq, a predicted model, not a curated record
AUGCUUAAUCUAAGCAGCUUACUAAAGGCAACAAAAGGCGUGAAGCCAACUGGUAGCACUGCAGCAGAUAAUGAAAAUGGAGAAAAUAAAGGAGAAAUUGGCAGUGAGACUGUAAAAAUAAAAUUAAUUAAUAUGCAAGAAUAUAAAACAAAGAAGCUUUUGGAUGAACGAAAAAAUGUGAAUGCAUGGAGCGCAACCAACAAUAGUAGUAAGAAACCCACCAAAGAAGCAAAGAAAAAAACUGAAAAGAAAAAAGUAGAGAAAAAGAAGGAUUCCAAAAACGAUGACGAAAAUAAAGAUGCCACAAAAAAGGAUGAAGCAAAAAAAGAUGACACAAAAAAGGAUGACACAAAAAAAGAUGAUGCAAAAAAGGAUGAUGAAAAGAAGGAUGAUUCGAAAAAGGGUCAGAAGUAUGAACCCCCACAAAAAAAGUUCAUCCCAUCAGUUCUUAAACAAAGAGAGAGUACUUUAUCUAAAUCUGUGAAAGAGGUGAAGAAUGAAAAGGUAGAAGUUUUUCCUGAUUUAUUACAGGCAAAAAAAUCAACGAAAACAGAAAAAGAAAAGAAAAAAAAUCAACCACAAAAAAAGAAUAAAAAAGAUAUAGGAGAAAAGAAAAAGCAAGAAGACGAAGAAAACAAUUUUCCACCAAUCAAGGAAAUAAAUAAAAUUCAUUUCAAUAUUUUCGAUGUUGUAGACAUAAAGAAGGAAUAUGAACGAAUUAUAAGGAAUUCAGACAAAGUUAUGCAAAAGUAUAAAAAUAAAAAAAAAUUUGACAAUUCGAUGAUUCUUUGCAAUUAG